AUGACUUUCAUAUCACAGGAGAAUGCGGCUGCCACUAAGCGUCGGCAGUCUGGCACUGCAUCGACUACAAAUGGCACCCCACAGCCACAAAGGAUCUCGCGCGAUCUGGGGGCAGCAGCCGGAAUCAGCUUUGACACCCGAGAUGCGUGCCGAAGACGAGCAGGCAGCGAGAAGAAAACAGAAAAAGACGAAGAAGAGGCAGAAUCACUCAAUCACUUCAUGGUGGCCACAGAUGAGCUACGUGGGAGCAGCAGAGGUCGCCUUUCGGUCAGCAAGAGCCCACCAGGAGAGGAGAGGACGAGUUUCGCGCGUCGCGCCUACUUCGCUCUUGGACACCCUGUCGCAGAGAUGGCCACCGCUGCAGUUUCGCGACCAACACAGGCCUUGCGCCAACGCCGCAGCGAGGUCCCACGAUUAUCCUUAGGCAAACGGACGACCACUGGCAUGGACGGCGAGGCUCAGCAGCCAGCUAAGAGGCGCAAGCUGGAGGAGCCGUACGUGCGUAAUAAUGACUUUAUUCUUCGAAAGCACAGAGGCAAGCAGCCGAGUCUGGUGAUACAUUUACAUGAUGGAUACUGGAAGUUCGGCGGGCAGGAAGGAAGUUAUGGCUAUGAUGAUCGCAUGAAGUUCGUGCUACAGCACCUUCGACAUCAUACCGUGCCGCAUGAGAUGAUGGAGGACAUGCUGGCUAUGGGAGUGAGUUGGUAUGACGGGUGUCUGAUCGUGGAGGUGCACAACCACAAGACGGCCGGAGGGAAGCAAAAUAGUCGUGCGAAGGGACAGCAGGAGGGUGGUGAGAAGUUUAGUAUGCACAGAUACAACGAGCACAUCACCCCGAGUGCUUUCGCGCCGUAUCCGAAGAAGGCGAGGACGGACGAGGACGGAGAUGAGAAGGAUACGGAGGAACAGAAGGACAAGGAUAAGGGCAAAGGCAAAGAUGAGCCAAAGACCUUUACGACUGUGCUGCAUCCGACCGAACUGUCGCGACAUCAUGAGAUGUUAUUACUUGCUGCUACGCCAGCAUCUGACCUUCGCAGUAAUAAGAAGAAGGGAAGCAUAGAUGGAUCUUCAAGUGCUGUACCUGCUACGCCCAUGCUAUCCGUGCCACCAACGCCGAUUAACACAACUCAUGGUCCUCUGAGCGGCAAUCAGAAGAUGGCACUGGAAGAAGGUGAUCUUUACUCCUUUCAAAGCGACCUCCUGGUAGCUACCGAGCCACCACUGUUUCUCGAACCCGUGAAGAAUCCUCAAGAUGCGCAACGAGUGCUUGACAUGCUUUCGCAUCCUCUACACCAAGAGAAGCCGCCUUCGCAGAAGACUCGUAAGAGAACUACAGCGCAGAUGGCGGCAGAUGAUGCACAGGCAGCAGAGGCGGAGAGGCGGAUGCUUAUCAUGGAUGAACGUAUCAAACCGUCUGCUCGCUCGGGAGCAGGUACGGCGGCUGAAAGUAAUCAAAGCACAGCUGCAUCGCUUGGCUUCUCCCGCUUCAAGACUUUGGAGAUGGUGCGCCAGAAGCAUGAGGAGAAUGAGCGCAUCAAGAAGGAAGAAGAGGCGAGGGCGGCACUCGAGAAGAAGCAGCUUGACGAGCAGAACCAGGCUCGUCAACAAGUCCAGCUAGCGCAGCAGGAACAGAGGAAACAGCAAGUGUUGCUGCAACAGCAGGCUAUGGCUGUGCAGGGUAACAAUACCAUUCAGCAACGCCAGGCUCUACUUCGAGCACAGCAGAUGGAACAACAACGCCAGGCGCAGGCCGCAGCCAUGACUAAUCAGCACACUAAUCAGACCAAUGCCCAAGCCGCUGCGAUGUUGCAAGCUCAACAAGCCAACUUUCAACAGCAGCAACAGAAUGCUGCUAUGCAGGGCUCGCCAAUACCGCGACAACAAACGCCUAGCGGUCUUAUCAACUCGAGUCCGAUGAUGCCUCAAAAUGGUUUUCCAAUGGUACCUACAUCUUCACAGGGCGCAGGCAGUCCACCGAGGCCUACAACGGGCUCACAGAAUCGCGGGGCGCAGAUGGCUAGGCAGGUUUCACAACAGCACGGCAGCCAGCACAACACUCCGCAAUUACCUCAAGGUACGCCCAGUAUGGGCCAGGCAAUGCCCAGUAGACAGAUGUCACAGACGCCACGCUUGCCACCAGGUUCUCCUGCGGUGAAUAUGCAGGGAACGCCAAUUAGUGCUGGCGGACUUGGCAUGAAUAUGCCUACGCCACAAAUGACUCAGACUAAUGCUCAAUUCACCCCUGAGCAAAUGAUGAUUCUUCAGCAGCAGCAACGCAACUUACAACAACAACAGCAGCAGCAAGCGAAUCAAAUGGCCGGGUCUCCAGGUAUGGUCAAUGGUGCAAACGGCAUGACGCCUCAUGAUAUGCAAGCCAUCCAGCAGCGCCAGAACCAGCAACGCCAAUUUGCCCUUCUCCACGCACAGCAUCAGCAAGCACAAGCGCAAGGUGUGCCGAUGAAUCCGCAAUUGCAGCAACAGUACUUGAAGUCGCGUGCGAUGGCUCAACAUCAACAGCAGCAAACCCAAAUGCGUGCCGCACAACAGCAACAGCAACAGAUGCAGCUCCAAAUGCAAAUGGCGAAUCAGCAAGGCAACGCGAAUAGUAUGCACGGCACACCAACCCCACAGAUGGGCCAUCCUCAGACACCCCAACAACAACACGCAAUGCAAAAUGGUGGCGGCAGCAACGGCGUCAACAAUGACCUCUCUGCCCUCCAGGCCCAGCAAAACAUGCAAAUAGCCCAACAACGUGCCAACGCAAUCGCAACACAACGCCUCGCCUCCCAACAACAGCACCAAGCGGCACAAGCCAGCAUGCACAUCCGCAGCCUCGGCCAACAAUACAACGGCCUCCACAACGUCCCCUCCCAAGUCGUCGAGAACCUACCCGGCCCAGUCCAACAAUUACUGCGUCAGCAAUUAUCUCGCCAGCACCAAGUGCGACAGCAUCAGCAGAAUAUGGCGGCGCAGCGCAUGGGCAGUGUGGGGAAUGAAAGCCAUGUCCCCGCCGGCACGCCGAAUCCGCAGUACAUGCAGCAGUUGAGGGCGAACCAGGCCAUGUUGCAGCAUCAGAUGAGUGUGCAGCAGCAACAGCAGCAGGGUGGUGGAGGGUUUCAGGGCCAGCAGCAGGGCGGUGGCAAUCUGGAUCAGCAUUUUUCCGCUAUGCAGAAUGCGCUUGCUAGGGGGAAUGGUGGGGGGCAGUAG
This is a messenger RNA of Recurvomyces mirabilis, 3207 nucleotides long. RefSeq names its product Transcription factor spt20 (gene SPT20). The record is from RefSeq and is a predicted model, not a curated record. The transcript is spliced from 3 exons. NCBI's taxonomy places the organism in Eukaryota, Fungi, Ascomycota, Dothideomycetes, Mycosphaerellales, Teratosphaeriaceae. The coding region runs from base 1 to 3207 and encodes 1068 amino acids.